AAGGUCAGGGUUCUGGAGCAGCUACAAUAUAGCAUAAAAACAAUUCUGUGUAUCAAAUAGGCAUCCUAUCAGCUCAAUAUAUCCUGCCUAAUCCUUAAUUGACAGCUAGUUAUAAGAAAUUAAAACAUUGAAUUUUGAUUUAAAGUAUAUUUAUUACCUCCUCCUCGCAUAUGCAUUGCAAAUCAUCAAUUUACAAUUGCAGGUAUAAAGCAUUACUUUCACACAGGUGUUAGGGUUACUUGCAGGGAGGGCCACUUGAAGGCUGCUUUAAAUCCUCACCAUGCUCCUUAAGCCAAUGCAUCUUUAACCUUAUAAUUAUAAACAGUGUAUAUCGUAUUGUAAUUUUUCUCUUUCAUACGUAGGUGUACUUUUGUUAAAUUGUGUUUUUAUAGCAUUUUUUUAUGUAUUCCCAAAAUAUACAUGAAUUUAUGUACCUUUUUUAAAGUUAAUUUUAGCUACUAUUUUCAUUACAUCACUUCUUAUAAGAGGCUGUUUUUCUCUUUUGUAUAUUUAGCUCUAUUCGGUUUUAUAUCAGACUUAUUAUUUUUUGUUUAUAGUACGAAAGGAAGGCCAUGGAGGGAGUAUGCCGAACCUGAACAGAGCAUUCAAUUCCUCUCCUGGAGGAUCACCACGGGCACAUAACGGCCAAGAAGCACGAUCAAAACAGCCUGGCACGAUACCAGUUAAUAGGUCAAUGACACCACCUAAAGGCGGUCUUAAGCCACCAUCGCCAUCAAAAGGACGGUCUCUAUCACCUCAGGGUAAGGGGAUACCCAUCCGGGCAAUCGGCAAUGAGAUGAGUAGUUCUCGUGGUAGUGGAAUACCAAAGCCUAGACUUACCGGUAGCUCAACUAUACCAAGGAGCAAAAUAGCUACACCGAAUAAGAGGUCUAUUCCGGCUUCCAGGAGUUACUAUAAGACCAAAGAUGAGAGUUGGAAAGAUGGUUGUUUUUGAGAGAAAACACCCCUUUUUGAAUAAUAGACUGAACCAAACGCUUCACCGGUAUUUCUGGCAAGCAUUUCACCCACAGCUUAAGUAAAACCAACAUUUCAAUUCAUUAAAAUAUGAUGGCUGGAGUAUGAAUCCUAUAUAUAGCAGUGAUAUAUAGAGUUUUAAUGAGCUAGCCAGAAUUUUAUAUAUUUUUUUAAAUAUCUAUAUGUGUGGCAUAACAGUAAGGAAAGUCCAUCUUUAAAGCCCUAUCCAGACUAUCAAAUUGUAUUUGACAAUAACAUGUGACAUGCCUAAAUAUGGUCAUGAUGACAUCACAUCAUGACCGUUGAUAGUGUGGACAGACAUCUUAAGUGAUAUUGUAGAAAAUAACAUCCAGGAAAAGUUGCAUAACGUUCUGUAAAUUCUCUAGAAUUCAUUUUGUUUAGUCAGUUAAUGUUUUUGGUAUUUUUAUUCUCAAUGCAUAACAGCAUUAUUAAACCCUGGCCAGAUUAUCAACAUUUUAUUUGAGAGA
Messenger RNA from Anneissia japonica, 1463 nucleotides. RefSeq names its product SLAIN motif-containing protein 2-like. Bases 584 to 955 code for a protein of 123 amino acids. NCBI's taxonomy places the organism in Eukaryota, Metazoa, Echinodermata, Crinoidea, Comatulida, Comatulidae. The record is from RefSeq and is a predicted model, not a curated record. Gene Ontology annotation, biological process: cytoplasmic microtubule organization; positive regulation of microtubule polymerization; microtubule nucleation. The transcript has 2 exons. Gene Ontology annotation, cellular component: microtubule plus-end.